Marmota monax (woodchuck) is the source of this 3422-nucleotide messenger RNA. It is a transcript of the gene Hoxd11, whose product is annotated as homeobox D11. Bases 446 to 1465 code for a protein of 339 amino acids. Gene Ontology annotation, molecular function: DNA-binding transcription factor activity, RNA polymerase II-specific; RNA polymerase II cis-regulatory region sequence-specific DNA binding. Gene Ontology annotation, cellular component: nucleus. The record is from RefSeq and is a predicted model, not a curated record. The transcript has 2 exons. Gene Ontology annotation, biological process: anatomical structure development; regulation of transcription by RNA polymerase II. Lineage: Eukaryota; Metazoa; Chordata; Mammalia; Rodentia; Sciuridae.
CCCCGCCAGCCGAGGUCCGCGUACUUAAAGCCGCGCGGGCGGGCGAAUGCGGGCGGGCGGCCCAUUCGGGCGGUGGCAGAUGCGCCCAGCGGUGGCAGCCGCCGGCGACGCGCAGGUGACCGGCCUGCGGCACAGCCUGGUCAGGGGGCGCCUGGGGAGAGCUGGCGGGAGAAGGAGGCCGAUCCGCCCCCAGCGUGCGCGCGUCUCGGCGCCAGGAGUCGUCCCGGGGCGUGUUGGCGAGCACUGAUAUAGAUAUAAGGACAUUUCUCUCCAUGGCGUCACGUGACAUAAUUACCACCAGAAUCAAUCAAGAUGAAUUGCACGUCAGCGCCCGGUGGGGAUUUUUGCUUAGUUGAUCCUGGCCCAAGCCUCUUGUGCAAUCGAUGGCUCAGGUUGGCGGCGCGGGGAGCGGCCCGGGGCUUGCCGGCGUGCACGCCACGGAGCCAUGAACGACUUUGAGGAGUGCGGCCCGAGCGCAGCCAGCAUGUACCUGCCGGGCUGCGCCUACUAUGUGGCCCCGUCGGACUUCGCUAGCAAGCCGUCGUUCCUUUCACAACCGUCGUCCUGCCAGAUGACUUUCCCCUACUCUUCCAACCUGGCACCGCACGUCCAGCCCGUGCGCGAAGUGGCCUUCCGCGACUACGGCCUGGAGCGCGCCAAGUGGCCAUACCGUGGCGGCGGCGGUGGCAGCGGCGGCGCGGGGGGCGGUGGCGGUGGGGGCGGCCCUGGCGGGGGCGGCGGCACCGCUGGGGGCUACGCUCCCUACUACGCGGCGGCGGCGGCUGCAGCGGCGGCGGCGGCGGCGGCCGAGGAGGCGGCCAUGCAGCGCGAGUUGCUCCCGCCGGCGGGUCGCCGGCCAGACGUACUCUUCAAGGCGCCAGAGCCGGUGUGCGCAGCGCCCGGGCCACCACACGGCCCCGCGGGCGCCGCCUCCAACUUCUACAGCGCGGUGGGCCGCAAUGGCAUCCUGCCGCAGGGUUUCGAUCAGUUCUAUGAAGCGGCGCCCGGGCCCCCAUUCGCCGGACCGCAGCCCGCGCAACCGCCCGCGCCGCCACAACCCGAGGGUGCUUCUGACAAGGGUGACCCCAAGACCGGGACUGGUAGCGGCGGGGGCAGUCCCUGCGCCAAGGCGACCCCCGGCUCGGAGCCCAAGGGGGCAGCGGAAGGUGGCAGCGGAGAUGGCGAGGGCCCCCCGGGGGAGGCGGGGGCCGAGAAGAGCGGCGGCGCAGUGGCCCCCCAGAGGUCCCGGAAAAAGCGCUGUCCCUACACCAAGUACCAGAUCCGCGAACUGGAACGCGAGUUUUUCUUUAACGUAUAUAUAAACAAAGAGAAAAGACUCCAACUCUCUCGGAUGCUCAACCUCACUGACCGGCAAGUCAAAAUCUGGUUCCAGAAUCGCAGGAUGAAAGAAAAGAAACUGAACAGAGACCGUCUGCAGUAUUUCACUGGAAACCCCUUAUUUUGAAAGCUGCAGGAAGCGCCCCCUCCCCAGAGCCCCACUGACCCACCCUCCUCCCCACCAGCCUGCCCUCCGCAGGCCCAAUGUCCUUGGGUUUAAUGACGCCUCUUCUCUGUGGAACUUCACGAUUACUUCCCACGGUCAACUCAAGACCUCCCAGCGACCACUGCAGCCUGCGGACCGGGGACUUGGCCGAGCGGAUCCUAAUAAGGGGAAAAUGGUAAAUGCAAACGUCCCUUUACAAUUUUACCGCCAAUGUGCUGUCGUUCCCCCUCCCCCUCUCAGAGUCCUCGCGGGGACCCAGCGGGAUCUGUAGGGAGUUAGGCCACAGGGCUAGAAGGCGCUGGCGUUUUGUUCUGAGAUUAAGAUAUCCCUUCCUUCCCCCUCCCUGAACGCAGAUUAUUUAAACUCUGGGAACUGUACCUUUGGUCUGUCAUAUCAAGGCAUGAGUCACUGUCUUUUUGUGUGUGAAUAAAUGGUUUCUAGUAAAAUUGAGGUCACAGCUUCAAUACACUGUAUGAAUUUUCCUCUUCGAAGAAGUUUAGUGACUGAUUAGGAUAUUGUAGUGGCCAGAACCCUUCUCUGAAAAUCGAGUGAAAUACUUUUUUAGUCUCUAAAAAUAGGAGUUGUUCCCUCCCAUCUCUGGGAACACUGUUUUUAAAAAUCAUGUUAGUGAUGAAUUUCUAAAAAGAUGUGACCCAGCCAUGCUGGUGCUGUCCUCUUUAGGCAGUGAGGCUGGAGCAGAAGGAACCUAAGAAGUGAAUCCCCACCCCCACUUCUAGUCUACUGAACUUGGAAUUUCUGAAAAGACAAACAAAAAUUUAAAACUGAUUAGAAAAUCCAAAUUAUCUCUUAACAAGGUGACAAGGAGCCAGGUUAAAAGAAGAAACCAAAUUUAGAACCCUCCUUGUUAAUAUGUAAGUGGAGGGAUGCUAAAAUGAGGUUUAGUGAGUGGAAAGGGUUUGGGGUCCUUGCUAGUGUCAUAGUGGGCCUGUACCAGGGAAUGUAAGCCCCCCUCAUUGGAUGCAGGCCAAGGGCUGCAGACCUGCCUCUUCCUGCAUUUAUCGCUUUAAGUUAAAGAAUGUGGUGAGGGCUGCACUGCACUUUAUGUUGCAGGGCCAGGCCAGGCUGUUUACAAAACCUUGAACUGUCUAGACAACACCAUAAAAGCCAAAGUUCUAAACAGCUUAAUUGGGUUAUAUUAUACACCUUCUGGUGGGCCCAAAAGAGAUUUCCGCAAUGUGCAAUAAACUGGAGAAGUGAGAAAAGCUUCUCUUUCUCUGAAAAGAGUGAACUGAAUCUUAUGACUCUUAACCUCUCAUAAGCCCAAACUCAAAAUAUAAAUCCAUAAGAUGCACAGCACCUCAUGCAUCUUCUGAGGCAGUAUGCAUUUUACAUGCAGCAAUAUUUAAUUGCUAAGGCUCUUGGGGGAAAAGGAAAAACAUAAGUGCAUAAGUGUAUGCCUUUGAACUUCCAAAAUGUCAAGGUCAUCACCUUUAACCUCUCUGAAUAAUUAGGCGCCUUAAGGUUCUUCUGUGAUUUUCAACUGCCACCCACUCUCAUACAUACAUGCUCACACAUACAGACCCAUGCACACAUUUAUGACCACACAGAAUCCUACUGGGUGCUCCCCAUAAAUCUAAGAAAAUUUCUAAUUUCAGGAUCAAUAACCUUAAUUUCCCUUCAAAUAUUUGAGCAAUUCAGUAGCAAUUGACUUCUUUUUUGAAAAUACUGGUUAGACUAAAAUGCUUAUUAGCUUUCACUACAACUGGGAUGUGCUGGAGAUGUGGGGGGGGGGGUCUUAAGAAAUGUUUCCCUUUGCUCUAAUGAAGAACUGCAGUAUUAAAAGCAGGCAUUUGAAAAAGUAAGUUCUGUUCAGACUUACAUCUUUGUUAUAUUUGAAAGCAAUUUGCCACCCAUCAAAUAACUUAUGGCACUUUCUAAGCUAUGGAACAAAAGAAAA